AUGAAGACGGCACUCUCAAGAGAGGCUUAUGUGACAGGGACAGAAUUCGUGAGAUCUCAUAGCUACUCCGAGGCUGGGAAUAUGGAAAUGGCCGACACUCCAACAAAAGAUUUGAUGGAUGAGGCCGGAGAAUUUGCCGACAGAGGCGAGGAGAACGAGAGAGAAUUGCGACAGCCACAAGUGAGGAAAAACUGGCGGCCUUCUUGUAAUCUAUGGCUUUGCCGCGAUUCCGCUGUCGAGAGGGAUCAGAGGUCAACCACUUUCCCCAAAUCUCCUGAAUCCAUUUUCGGUAUCAUCCUUCCGGCCUUCUGCCCAUUCAGCGUCCGAGUUUACCGUGACGUGGACGGACAUGGAGAACAGUAUAUAAACUCCACUUGGAGAGUGGAAAAGAAGAGGAGGAGGAGGUUGGUGAAGGGUUCCGGACUUCGCUGCUGCUAUCAUCAGGCACCGGUCGUCCCUUUCGAGGUGUCGGAAAUCGUCCAACUGAAGAUGUCCUUAGAAUGUCCCACAAAAGACCUUGGGACAAGUCGUCCAGUUGGGAACAUCCCUGGGAUGUCACCUUGCUGUGUGGGUCGUACAUCCGUGCAUGGGAUGUUCCACAUGCUCGAGCGUCUGAGGCAAGUGAAAAUUGUCCAAGUAUGCUAUUCCAUUUCUUUCAUCAUAAACUUGGCUUUCUUAACUGGACUGCUGAAGAAUUUGGAAAUUCAAGAGUAUCGUGAGUUCAUCUCAGAGGAAGCUUUUGUCAAUGCCUCUGUCAGCUCUAUGCUCUGGAAUUUGGCAUUCAUCAUCACUUCAUCUCUUCUCAUUCAUGGAGUUCGCAAGGGGGAAAAAGGACUGCUGAUCCCGUGGCUGAGUAUGUCUCUCCUCUAUCUGGUUCUUGAAGCCCUUGGAGCUGUAAUUGGAGUAGUCAUUCUUGCUGCAUUCCAAGUCAACAUUGUCAUUCUCAUCAUUGUGAUCCUGGCCUGCAUCAUUAUAUAUUUCAUCGAGCUGUACUUCUUCAUUGUGGUCUACUCUCACUUCCAGGAACUUGGAAAUCAAUUACCAACUGGAGAAUAUGCUGUGACUCCCCCACCACCAUACAGUGAAGAAGGGAAAUACGGCUUCGACUUCCAACCCAUGGGAAUGGCUUGAAGUUCUUUCUUCCCAUUAGCCUGCCCUUUUCUUUUGUCUCUUCUUCCUUAUCAUACCAGAAAUUAAAAAGUAAAAAUUUUUUGGACAAUAUCUUAUUUUGUCCAUGUAUAAGUGUAGAGUCCAUGCUGUAGGACAGUUUAUAAUCUCAGCUUAAUUGCUAACCCAAAUUAUUCUUUGACAUGUGGCUAGGGGCCAUGGCUCAUUCAAUACCUGCCAUUUCUGUGUUAUGCUUUUUUUUUGUUUAUCCAUAUCCAUUAUCCAUACAUUCUUAUUUUUUAUUCUCUUUGUACCUGACAUUCAAUUGCAAUCCAAAAGCAGGUGCAAUGAGCAGAAUGUGAAAUCCCAUGCAAGAAUUUCAGGUUCUUUUUUUUCUCUCAUUUGUGAAUCUCUUCCAGUUAUAAGUUCAUAUUUAUUGCAAGAAGUUUACAAUUGUUACUUGAGAAAAGUUUAAGAACCUCUUAGAAGUGCAGAUGUAUUAUUGCACUCCUACCUUAGUGAACUCAAUUUUAUGCUGCUGUUGAUUGGCUACAUAACUUAUGUUGCACAUUUUACAUGUACUUGGGCUGCUGCCAUGUGUAAAAUGCUCAAAUUCCUGGUGAGGUUUCAAAAUGUGAAAACUAGUUAACUGCCUGACCAAGCAAAAUGAGGUUUGACACACAUGGAUACCCUCAAAUUGGUUAUUCCCAAAUUCUUUCCAUGUUUGUAUUUUGCACAAGUCAUUUUUUUUUGCAAUAGUCAUUAUUUUGAUGCACCCAUCAAUAUGAGCUGCAUGAGGGUCAAUUUGAGCAUAAAAUGUAAACAUCGUGCCUUUUCCUGUACAAUACACAUCUUGUUCUCAACUUUCAAAAUCAGGAUGAGAAGAAAAACUACCCACAGCCAUAUAUAAAAUACAACAUUCAAGGCUGUAAAUAAAACCAAUUACUACUCAUUUGUAACUGAAACCUCACUAGGACUCUCUGAACACAAUUAUUGAGAUUGUGUGCAGUAGGCAAGUGAGCAUUACCUCUGGAGAUGCUGUGAUUUGGUUUUGGAGUCUCUGGUUGUCACUAUAUUUACAUUCCAAGGGAUAAUACAUUUUCAUACAUGUUCAAGAAUCUAGAAUAAAUUCUCACUGUUAUAUAUAAUCAUGGUUGAUGGUAUCCAUUAAUCAAGCUCCACAGACCACUGCUUUCUACCUGCCAUUGUCAUGAUACUUUGUGGGUGCUUCCUUCUGUUUUCAUUGUGUUUUAUUCAAGUGUUUUCAUUGUAACCAGAGUGUUUGUUUUGUUUGUUCUUUUUCUAAGUUAUGAACCACAGGUAAAUGCAUAUGUGGUUCCACUGGAAUAAUAUUGUGCAAUGAUUAUACC
Messenger RNA from Darwinula stevensoni, 2477 nucleotides. The record is from the annotation of a GenBank genome assembly. Lineage: Eukaryota; Metazoa; Arthropoda; Ostracoda; Podocopida; Darwinulidae.